Messenger RNA from Vitis vinifera (wine grape), 720 nucleotides. RefSeq names its product peroxiredoxin-2E-1, chloroplastic. Gene Ontology annotation, molecular function: thioredoxin peroxidase activity. Gene Ontology annotation, biological process: hydrogen peroxide catabolic process; cellular response to oxidative stress; cell redox homeostasis. The coding region runs from base 1 to 720 and encodes 239 amino acids. Gene Ontology annotation, cellular component: cytoplasm. The record is from RefSeq and is a predicted model, not a curated record. NCBI's taxonomy places the organism in Eukaryota, Viridiplantae, Streptophyta, Magnoliopsida, Vitales, Vitaceae. The transcript has a single exon.
AUGGCUGCUUCUGUCAACAACAUUGCAGCUACAUUCGCCACAGCGCCAAUUCCGUCAUCCUCUUCUUCUUCUUCUAAUCAAGCCACCUUUGCUCUUUCCAUGUCGCGUAAACCCAUUUCCACAUCAUGGAAUCCUCACAGAAGUCUUCAUCGGUCCCAAAAAUCCUUUUUCAUUAAUCUCUAUGGACCACCGGGCCCGCCGCCUCCCUUCCAAGAAAUCUCCACAGCCAGAGACCCCAGACUCGCAUCCAUUUCCAUAGGCGGGAAGCUCCCUAAUGCGACUCUCUCCUCCCUCGGCCCAAACGGCAGGGUUCAAAACGUUGACAUUUCGAGCCUCGCCAAGGGAAAGAAACUCCUUCUGGUGGGCGUCUCGGCCGCCUUCUCACCCAACUGCACUCGUUUCGUCAAACGGAUUGAGGCAAUGAAAGGGAAGAGCGCGGAUUUGAUAGCAUGUGUGGCCAUCAACGAUGAAUUCGUGAUGAGGGCGUGGGGCCAACAUCUUGGGGUUGGUGAGAAGGUGAUGAUGUUAUCAGAUGGGCGUGGAGAGUUAGCCACAGCACUUGGGCUGUCUACCCAUAUUCAGAAUGAUGUUAGCGCCGGUUCGGGAUUGGGUGUACGGUCCAGGAGGUUUUGCUUAGCUGCUGUCAACGGCCUCAUCACCACCGUUCACUUGGACGAUUCUGAUGAUUACUGCAUUUCUCACGCAACUGGACGGUGCUGA